AUGGACGACUCUUCAGGCUACUAUGAAGGUUGGAAUUUUGUAAACUCGCUCAUGACUCCUAAAAGACCUGCCGAAUGUGACAAGAACAUAUUGCCGUCCCGGAGACUAGCACAUUCGAACUACCGAAUCACCACGGUUUCCCUUGAUUCCUCGCUCAAUUCAACAUCGGACGAUUCGGGAUACUUCACUUCUGUUGACCAACCUCCGAGCAGUUCUACUAUUUUCCCACUGAGUCCGGCAUCAUCCAAUCCUCCGGAAUCACCUCAUCCCACACUAGCUGAAAUUCUGUCUUCGAAGAACAAUCCUAACACAACUCCAACGAGACCACUCCCAUUACCCAAGCCAAAAUCACUCUUGCAAGCGCUGCUGGAGGAUGAUACGGAUGUUCCUGCUCCUAUUGCAAAGCGACAAAUUCUAAGAACUGAGGGAUUUGUUCCAGAAGCUCGACGUUAUCGUCGCAGAGAACCUAAUAAACGAAAGGCCGUUGAGACAAAGCAGAAAAGACAAGGACCUUAUGAGGAGAGUUGGCUCAAUGAGGUGUAUUGGUAUAACUUCAACGAUUACAUGAAGAAACAUUAUUAUGAUGUAUUCGCAUGGCCGAUUCCCGAAAAAACAGCUAAGAUUGCCGAUCCAGCCGAACCAAGAUUUUCAACAACCCAGGAAUCAUCUUCUGUCAAUGAAUCAUCGCCAGAUCACAAGCCAGCCUCCAAUCCAGUAACCUCUGUCGAGUCUUCGUUGUCUGAAUAA
Caenorhabditis briggsae is the source of this 747-nucleotide messenger RNA. Bases 1 to 747 code for a protein of 248 amino acids. NCBI's taxonomy places the organism in Eukaryota, Metazoa, Nematoda, Chromadorea, Rhabditida, Rhabditidae. The record is from RefSeq and is a predicted model, not a curated record. The transcript has 2 exons.